Messenger RNA from Ipomoea triloba (trilobed morning glory), 2817 nucleotides. RefSeq lists its product as uncharacterized. Bases 1 to 2817 code for a protein of 938 amino acids. The transcript has 5 exons. Lineage: Eukaryota; Viridiplantae; Streptophyta; Magnoliopsida; Solanales; Convolvulaceae. The record is from RefSeq and is a predicted model, not a curated record. Gene Ontology annotation, molecular function: nucleic acid binding; aspartic-type endopeptidase activity. Gene Ontology annotation, biological process: proteolysis.
AUGCUACCGUCAAGGAAGCGGGAGGAAGCCCCAGGCGCGGGAGGAGGAAUGCUGGAUCGCCUCAAGAAGCUGAAGGCGGCCGACGCUGGAACGGCAAGGACUUCAGGAGGCAGCAGCUCGUGUAGCAGGGGAGCGACUCUCCUUGGCUUCGAGAGAGCAAGUGGAAAGGAAGGAGUCCCAUCUACGACAGGGGAGCUUCUCAUCAUGAACAAGUCCCAGGCCGAGAGCUACGACGUGGUCACCGGCAUCUUCCCAGUGCUCUCCGUCCCCACCUUGGUGUUGUUCGACUCUGGAGCCUCUAAUUCUUUCAUAUCCUCGAAGUUGGUCCGUGAGCUGGGCAUUGUGCCUAGCGCAGCGACGAGGAUUGCAGUCAAGGUGGCGUCGGGCGAAGUUAAGGCAUGUGAGCACAUCUUCGAGGGCGUGCCUAUCAAGAUUAAGGAAGUGACCUUUCCCAGUGAUCUCAUUCAGUUCGAUCUGGAUGACUUCGGAGUGGUGUUGGGUAUGGACUGGCUGGGACAGUAUAAGGCUCAGAUUCUGUGCAGCGAGCAGAAGGUGGUUUUGAAGGGCCCUGGGGGCAAACGGGUAUCGUAUAGAGGGGUAACUAAGGAGCCCGAGGUCAAGCUGGUCUCGAUGAUCAAGAUCAAGAAAUAUGUCGCCAAGGGGCAUGAAGCUUUCUUAUGUGCAGUUGAGGACCUCAGUGCUCCGAAAGAUGAAGUGCAGCAAAUACCCGUAGUACGUGAGUUCCCCGAUGUCUUUCCCGAGGAGAUUCCUGGAUUACCGCCUCCCCGAGAGGUAGAGUUCACCAUUGAUUUGAUGCCGGGGACAGCCCCAAUAUCGAAAGCCCCAUACCGUAUGGCUCCGAAGGAAAUGCAGGAGUUGAAAGAGCAGCUGCAAGAUUUGUUAAACAAAGGGUAUAUUCGACCGAGUGUUUCGCCGUGGGGAGCUCCGGUGCUUUUUGUGAGGAAGAAAGAUGGUAGCAUGCGUCUCUGCAUCGAUUACCGAGAGCUGAACCGGGUGACAGUUAAGAACAAGUAUCCCCUGCCGAGAAUUGAUGACUUUUUUGAUCAGUUGAAGGGAGCCGGCAUCUUCUCGAAGGUUGAUUUGCGAUCCGGGUAUCAUCAGCUUAGAGUGGCGGAGGCGGAUGUUCCGAAGACGGCGUUCCGGACCCGUUAUGGCCACUAUGAGUUCACAGUAAUGCCGUUCGGGUUAACGAAUGCUCCAGCCGCUUUCAUGGAUUUGAUGAACCGGGUAUUUCAGCCGUAUCUAGAUGAGUUCGUGGUUGUGUUCAUCGACGACAUCCUGGUCUACUCUCCUGAUCCGGCCGAGCAUGAAAAACAUCUCCGAACCGUGUUACACAUUCUAAGGGAGAAACAGUUGUAUGCCAAACUAUCCAAGUCCAAAGAGGGAGUUUCGGUGGAUCCUACUAAGAUCCGAGCAGUGAUAGAGUGGCCGGCACCAACAACUCCGUCUGAAGUCCGAAGCUUUUUGGGUUUGGCAGGCUAUUACAGGAGGUUUGUUCCGGAUUUCUCUAAGAUAGCCCGACCGAUCACGCAGCUCAUGAAGAAGACUACACCCUUCAGAUGGGACAGUGAGUGUGCCGCAGCGUUUCAAGAGUUGAAAGAAAGGUUGACAUCGGCUCCUGUUUUGACUUUACCAUCCGGGACUGAGGGAAAUGAGGGAAAAGCAAAUGUAGUGGCCGACGCACUGAGCAGAAAAACGAGCCAUUCACUCAAUGCCACGUGGGUACUAGCAGACGAUCUGUGUAAGGAAUUUCAAAAGGCUUGCAUGCUUGAUUUGCAAGGGUCGUGGGAAGAGCAUCUCGAUUUGAUUGAAUUCUCCUACAACAACAGUUAUCACUCCAGUAUUCAGAUGGCCCCGUAUGAGGCGCUCUAUGGGCAAAAGUGCAGAAGUCCGUUGUGUUGGGAAGACUUGGUGGAUCCAGUAACCUUGGGACCCCAAUAUCUGCAAGAAGCCACCGAGAAAGUCAAGCUGAUUCAAAGUAGAAUGAAAGCCGCUCAAAACCGCCAGAAAUCCUAUGCUGAUCUGGGAAGGAAAUUCGUGGAAUUCCAGGCAGGCGAAAAGGUGUGGUUGAAGAUUUCCCCAACUCGUGGAGUAAUGAGAUUUGGGAAGAAAGGGAAGUUGAGCCCCCGCUUCAUCGGACCUUAUGAGAUCUUGGAGAGGAUUGGACAGGUGGCGUAUCGUUUAGCCUUGCCAGCAGAGUUAGAUCGAGUGCACAACGUGUUUCAUGUCUCCCAGUUGAAGAAGUACGUGCACGACGCCUCGCAUGUGUUAGCUCCCGACACGUUAGAGUUGGACGAGGCGCUGUCUUAUGAAGAGAAGCCCGUGAGGAUCUUGGACUCCAAGACGCGCGAGACCCGGCGCAAGGCAAUCAAGCUAGUGAAGGUGCUUUGGUCCAACCAUGGAGUCGAGGAGGCAACUUGGGAGAUGGAGGACGAUAUGAGGCGGCGCUACCCGGCUUUGUUUGCUCUAGCAAGGAUGUCGCCGAGACGGAAUGCGCCUGCGGGUAACGACAAUAACCUCUCUGCGAUAGAUCGAAAGGUUCAAGCAAUGGAGAGAAUGGAUGAGUUUAUGCUAGCUCAGCAAGGCCAAAACCAAAACCAGGGACAGCCGAGAGUGGAUUUCGCUAAGGCAAUCGCCAACCGACAACCACCAUACUACGCAGGUGAAAAGGAUCCAGUAAUUUUAGAGGAGUGGAUCCGAACGUUCGACAAGUUGCUCAACGCAGUGAAUUGUCCUGCGAAUCAACGAGUAUCCUCUGCAGUCUAUUACCUGACGAAAGCCGCAGACAAUUGGUGA